This is a messenger RNA of Elaeis guineensis (African oil palm), 6793 nucleotides long. The record is from RefSeq and is a predicted model, not a curated record. NCBI's taxonomy places the organism in Eukaryota, Viridiplantae, Streptophyta, Magnoliopsida, Arecales, Arecaceae.
CUCAUUUCUCUGGGUCUCAGUCCGGCAAGAAAAAAUAGAGCGUUAGAUGCAGAGGGCUACUACUACUUUCCUCGGCGUCGCUUCCACCGCCGUUUCGUCUUCUGCUGCUCAUUCCACAAUGGACGCCGUUGCUUCUUCUCGUAAAGAUGCGGAACCCUCGGUUGGAACGCCUCGUCGCUGAACGAUGCCGAUCCGAGGCUCUUACGAUGGACGACGCGCUCGAUCUUUUCGAGACUGCAGCGAGUGCGAGCCCGAAACCCUCCAUCAAAGCCAUCAACCUCCUCCUCAAGACCGUCCUUCGAAUGAAGCACUACCCAACUGCGAUCUCGCUAUAUAACAAACUAAAUCGUACACAGGGAAUCUCGCACGGCGUCCACACCGAUGGACUCCUUAUCAAAUGCCACUGUCGCAUGAAUCUGGUGGAUUUGGGCUUCGGCGUCUUCGGGGACCUCCUGAAACGUGGCCAUGUCCCAAACGCCAUAAUCUUCAACUCGCUUGUGUAUGGCCUCUGCUGCGCGAAGAGCGUAAGCGAAGCAGCCACGGUGUUCGAUAGAAUGUCUCUGAUGGGAUGCCAACCUGAUGUGUCCUCAUACACUGCUCUCAUCAAGGGGCUGCGCAGUACUGGGAGCAUGGGCUUAGCACUGGAGCUGCUUCAGAAAAUGGCCACCUUGGGUGUUUGUUGCAAGCCUGAUGUGUUUACAUAUGACACAAUUAUCACUUACGUUAGCAAAGAGGGAGCUGUAAGCAAGGCUCUCAAACUGAUCGAUGAAAUGACUGAUGCUGGUGUUGCCCUGGAUAUUCGCAUUUACAACAGCAUUAUUCAUGGGCAUUCGACUUUAGGCAGCUGUAUUUUCAAGGAAAUGGUUGAUCGAGGCCUUUCGCCGAAUGUGGUGACAUUCAGCAUGCUGAUGGAUUCACUUUGCAAGGAUAAAAAGACUGUAGAAGCUCAUAAACCACUUGAUUUGAUGAAUGAAAGAGGUCAAAAACCUGACUUGAUCUCACAUACUAUAUUGGUGCAAGGAUAUUGUCAGGGGAGCCAUCUUGUAGAUGCAAGGAAAGUCCUCGAUUCCAUGCUAGGUAAAGGUCUUGCACCUAAUUGCCAUACAUACUCUGUCUUGAUUAAUGGAUUUGUCAAGAAUCAAAAAAUGGAUGAGGCUGUGGAGCUAUUCAACCAGAUGCAACAACAAGGAGUGAAGCCCCAUGUUGUCACCUAUAAUACUGUACUAGAUGGACUAUGCCACCUUGGAAGAGUGGAGGAUGUCAGAAGCUUCCUAGAUGAGAUGGUGGCACAAGGGAUCCACCCAAAUGUAAUCAUGUACAACUCUAUAAUUUGUGGGUUUGGUAGACUGGGGAAGUGGAAAGAGGCUUUUCAGUUGCUUAACAAAAUGAUAGAGCGAGGAAUCCAUCCUAACAUCGUGAUACUCAAUGCAUUGAUCAAUUUCAUAUGUAAAGAAGUAAAGGUUCAAGAGGCACAUAGAUUAUUGGAAAAGAUGAUUAGUGGGGGCAUAGAGCCUAAUGUUAUUACUUAUAGUACACUAAUGGAUGGUUACUGUAUGGUAGGGCGAAUGAAUGAUGCAGUGAGAGUUUAUGAUUCGAUGGUUUCAAAAGGCCAUAAGCCCAAUGCUGUAACAUACAAUAUAUUAAUUGAUGGAUAUUGCAAAAGGUGGAGGAUUGAUAAGGCUCUGAGUCUCUUUAAUGCAAUGCCCUGUAAUGGAGUGCAGCAUACUACAGUUCUAUACACCACCAUAUUAGCUAGAAUGUACCAUGUUGGUAGGAUUACUGAUGCUGAAAAAUUCUUUGACAAGAUGCUUGCUGCUAUGAUACGUCCAAACCUUUACACAUACAAUACAAUCUUGGAUGGGCUUUGCAGAAACCGGUGUAUUGAUAAAGCUAUGAAGCUACUUCAAGAUGCAUUAUCAUCUGAUGUUAACCUCAACAUUAUCUCUUUCAACACUGUAAUUGAUGGUUUGUUUAAAGCUGGUAAAAUCAAUGAAGCCAAAAAUCUCUUCAACACAAUCUCCACCAAAGAUUUAAAGCCGAUUGUUGUUACAUAUAGGAUAAUGGUGAAAGGACUAAUAAAGGAAGAAUUGUUUGAUGAGGCUGAUUAUUUGCUCUUGCACAUGGAGAAAUCUGGUUAUCCUGCAGAUUCUGUAAUGUUCAAUGCCAUGGUUCGUGGUUUGCUGGAGAAAGAUAAGAUAGAAAAAGAAAUGGAUAUUAUUAGAAAAAUGAAGGAGAUAAGUUUUUCUUUUGAGGCAUCAACCGCUUCUCAGAUAUUCGAGAUGUCAUUGAAGGAUGGGCAAUAUCAUGAUUAUCUGAAGUUGCUUCCAGAUUUUUCUGAGCACUGUGCAAAGUGGCACCUUGAAGUGAAUUUGGAUGACUGGCUGGCAGAUGAACUGGAGAACCAUUUGGAUGAUGAUUAUCUUGUUUUUGACUGUCCAGAGGUCAAAUCGAGCUUUUUACACGUUCCAGUUCUGCGGAAGUUUGUGUUCAUGACUGAUGUGACCAAGUAUAUAAGCAGUUGCAUGGCAUCUCUUUCUGCACUGGUUCGGCUUGAACUACCCCAUGUCAACAUUCUUUCAAAUAUGGACCUGUUACCUCAAUCCAGAGGCACGGGUUUUACUGUCAGAGUUGAAUUAGCAUAUGGCACCUCCCCGGACUUUUGUGGUCUUGUCGGUUUAAAUAGAGAGGACAAAAUCACAAGCAUGGUAGAUCUGUGUAAUUUUUCCUUUCAAAGAGAUACUGGGAUGCGGAGGACGUUUCCAUUGCUCGCCUCCUCACUCGUCUCUUCUUCAGCGAGAGAUGUCGCUGCCUUUCGAACUGAGCGCCGUGUCACUUCCACAUCUUCUAGAAGGAAUGCUGCAUCAUCUUCUCCUGAAACCGCCCCCAAUAAAAACAUCCGGGGUGGAAACCGGCGGUUGGAAAGCCUGGUGAUCGAACGAUGUCGAUCGGAGGCUCUUACAAUCGAAGACGCGAUCGAUUUGUUUGACACUGCAGCGAGUGCGAGCCCGAAAUCCUCCAUCUAUGUCAUCAACGUCCUUCUUAAUGCCAUCCUUCGAAUGAAGCAUUACCCAACUGUUCUCUCUCUAUAUAGCAAACUAAAUCAAAUGCAAGGAAUCCCGCCCAACAUCCACACAUACGGAGUCCUUAUCAACUGCUGCUGUCGCAUGAAUUGGGUGGAUUUGGGCUUCUGCGUCUUCGGGGACCUCCUGAAACGUGGCCAUGUCCCCACCGCCGUAAUCUUCAACUCGCUUGUCAAUGGCCUUUGCUCCGAAAAGAGGGUAAGCGAAGCAGCCAUGAUGUUCGAUAGAAUGUCUCUGAUGGGAUGCCAACCUGAUGUGUUCUCAUACAGCACUCUCAUCAAGGGGCUGUCCAGUACUGGGAGCAUGGGCUUAGCACUGGAGCUGCAUCAGAAAAUGGCCACCUUGGGAGGUUGUUGCAAGCCCGAUGUGGUUACAUAUAACACAAUUAUCGAUUACCUUUGCAAAGAGGGAGCUGUAAGCAAGGCUCUUAAACUGAUCGAUGAAAUGACUCAUGAUGGUGUUGCCCCAAAUGUUUGCACUUACAACAGCAUCAUUCAUGGGCAUUCGACUUUAGGCCAGUGGAAAGAGGCUGUCACUAUUUUCAAGGAAAUGGUCGAUCGAGGCCUUUCACCAGAUGUGGUGACAUUCAACAUACUCAUGGAUCUACUUUGCAAGCAUGAGAAGACCACAGAAGCCCAUAAACUACUUGACUUGAUGAAUAAAAAAGGUGAAAAGCCUGAUAUCAUCUCAUAUAAUACAUUGGUGCAAGGAUAUUGUCAGGAGAGCCGUCUUGUAGAUGCAAGGAAAGUCUUUGAUUCCAUGUCAGAUAAAGGUCUUUCUGCUGAUUGUUAUACAUACUCUGCCUUGAUUAAUGGAUUCGUCAAGCAUCAAAAAAUGGAUGAGGCUGUGGAGCUAUUCGAGAAGAUGCAACGGCAAGGUUUGAAGCCUAAUGUUGUUACCUAUAGUACUCUAUUAGAUGGACUAUGCCACCUUGGAAGAGUGGAGGAUGUUAGAGGCCUCCUUGAUGAGAUGGCGAGUCAUGGAAUACAUCCAAAUGUUGUCACCUACAGUUCUAUGAUAUGCUUUGGUACACUUGGGAAGUGGAAAGAAGCUUUUCAGUUGCUUAACGAAAUGAUAGAGCGGGGAAUCCAUCCUGACAUCGUGGCACUCAAUUCAUUGAUAGAUUUCAUUUGUAAAGAAGGAAAGGUUCAAGAGGCACAUAGAUUAUUUGAAAAGAUGCUUCGUGGGGGUAUGGAGCCUGAUGUUGUUACUUAUAGCACACUAAUGGAUGGUUACUGUAUGGUAGGAUGAAUGAAUGAUGCAGUGAGAGUUUAUGAUUUGAUGGUUUCAAAAGGCCAUAAGCCCAAUGCUGUGACAUACAAUAUAUUAAUUGAUGGAUAUUGCAAAAGGUAUAGGAUUGAUAAGGCUUUGAGCCUCUUUAAUGCAAUGCCUCAUAAUGGAUUGCAACAUACAACAGUUGUAUACACCACCAUAUUAGCUGGAAUGUACCAUGUUGGUAGGGUUACCGAUGCUGAAAAAUUCUUUGACAAGAUGCUUGCUGAUAGGGUACGUCCAAACCUUUACACAUACAACACAAUCCUGGAUGGGCUUUGUAGAAAUCAGUGUAUUGAUAAAACUAUGAAGCUACUUCAAGAUGCAUUAUCAUCUGAUGUUAACCUCAACAUUUUCUCUUUCAACAUCGUAAUUGAUGGUUUGUUUAAAGCUGGUAAGAUCAAUGAAGCCAAAAAUCUCUUCAAUACAAUCUCUACCAAAGAUUUGAAGCCGACUAUUAUUACAUAUACGAUAAUGGUGAAAGGACUAAUAAAGGAUGGGUUGUUUGAUAAGGUUGAUUAUUUGCUCUUGCACAUGGUGAAAUCCGGUUGUCCUGCAGAUUCUAUUAUGUUCAAUGCCAUGGUUCGUUGUUUGCUGGAGAAAGAUGAUAUAGAAAAAGCAAUGGAAAUUAUUAGGAAAAUGAAGGAAAAAAACUUUUCUUUUGAGGCAUCAACUGCUGCUCAGAUACUCAAGGUGUUAUCGAAGGAUGGACAAUAUCGUGAUUAUCUGAAGUUGCUUCCAGAUUUCUCUGAGUACCGUGCAAAGUGAUAAAGUCACCAUGGAUCGUUAAAAUGAGUUUGUUAAUAAUUGUAUGACAAAUGGAUAUUUCAACUAAGAAUGCCUUUUUUGUGAGAUCUGAUUCUAUCAUAUGUGUUGACAGACUAUUAAAUAAAAUUUAGCUUCGAAUGCCAGAUCCACCCCUUUUAGGAACUAUGGUUCUAGAACCAGGUUUUGUAUGUCCGUGGACCUACCCUAGUGGUGUUGUCAGGGACUUGAGACAUCAUGGUUAUGGGAAGGGCUGUGCAGAACGAUUGUCUUCUGCCUUGGACAAUGACAUUGUGCUGGCCACCAUUCAAGGGGGAAGCCAGGCAUCUGAAUUUGAUUGUUCUUGCUUUAGAGCAGAUGAAGAGAUGAGUUCUACAUGUUCUUUGAAGAUAGCAAUCUGAAGGGUGAAAUGCAGAAGUCCACCAUCACUCAACUUACAGGAAGGAUUGUGCUGAUAUUUGGCAAUGACUGUAUCUCACAUUUGCAUCUAGUGUGACAAGCAAUGAGGAUCCAAAUUCAUGCAGACAUUCUAGAUUCCGAGUUUGGUAUAACAGACACCUUCAGUUGUAGUGAUGAAAUAGGCCAUUGGUUAUGAUCAAUUUGGGUUUGGCCUUAUUUAUACUUAUUAUCUUGCUUCAGUUUCAGCUGUUGAUGAUUGUUCAGACUACUCUUGUUUAUGCUUUUACCGUUCAUCUCUUUUACCAUGGGCUAAUACUGUUCAUUUCCUUUACUGUACUGUUGUGUAGUAUUAUUUACUUCCUUUACUGUAAACUACAAAUUAUGGUUUUAUCUUGUCUGCCACUGCCACUUAGUACUCUAUAAGCUAAAAUGUGAUGAUAACCUUAGCAUUUUAUUGACAGUUAUAGUUUUUCUGCUAUGUGUUCAUCAACUUUCCAAGUUUGCUAACACGGAAAUCUUGAGUUGAGACCUUAUAUAAAAAGAUAAUGCUGCUAAACGUUUCCUGAUUGAACAGUUUCAGUGCUUAUCUGUAACAAAAGUUGUCAAUAUAGCAUCCUCUCUUAGUCUAUUAUAAAUGGCUUUGUAUAGGAAAGGUUGUUCAAUGAGGCUAAUAUUUUACUAUUGCUCUGCAGAUUGUCUUGUACAAUAUUAUUAUUUGUUGGUUGCUGGAGAAAAAGAGAUAUGGCCACAUAUAUUCUUCAAAAAAAAAGGAGGAACAAUUUGAAGAUGCCAUGAAAUCUUCUGCAGUGACUAUCUGUCAAUUGAAAGUCUUUCAAAACGGGUGCCUUGCUAAACAUCACCUUAUUGGACACAUUAUUGGGAUUGCCAAGGAGGGGGAAGUCCUGAUCUAAGGAGGUCAUGGCUGUUAUUGUCAACUUGCAAUUAUGAUGGGAUCUACAUGUACUUUGAAGGCCUGCCUACAAAGAGGGUGUCUUUGAGGUGCCUGAAUCUGGGUGGUCGCAAAAUCCUCCUCAUCAUUUGUCUCCUAUGAUUGACUGGUACUCUUUCAGAAUGGAAUCAGUCCAGCUGUGGAGCAUCAAACUGCAGUUUCUAUAUGUAUCUUAUUUUUUCUAUGCUGAUCCUAAACAAUUUAUCUAUUUUUUGCUGGGGUUUGUAUGGGUUGAUGAUUGCAGAUGGUGAAUUUUGUGCCCCUUGACUUGAAAAAGGAGAGCAGGUGUACCCCCGUUGCUACUGAAGUCUGUUGAUUUGUGACUCAA